Messenger RNA from Drosophila bipectinata, 5541 nucleotides. RefSeq names its product folliculin-interacting protein 2. The record is from RefSeq and is a predicted model, not a curated record. Gene Ontology annotation, molecular function: protein-folding chaperone binding; ATPase inhibitor activity. NCBI's taxonomy places the organism in Eukaryota, Metazoa, Arthropoda, Insecta, Diptera, Drosophilidae. Gene Ontology annotation, cellular component: cytoplasm.
UCACGUUGCAAAAUACGUUUGUGUUUGUCUGUUGUUUGUGAUUGUAAAUAAAGGCCAAACAGAGUUCGGGAAACUCGACUCGAAACCAACCUUUAGACCAGAAUGUAACACCUCGAAAACGCAAACAACCUAAGCCACAAAGUGUUCAGUUGAAAUAUAAGUGGAGACAGUGAGAAAAGAGCAAGCAAAUAAGUGAGAAACGGCGAAAAAAGAGGUGGGCAGGAAGUGGGAAGUGCGAUGUAUGACAACAAACGAGGCGACGAAAAAAAGAAAAAAGUGUGUAUUGGCCAAGCCAAGCCAAGCUCAAGAAAAGGUUAGCAAAAGUUAGCAACAAAAAGCAGCGUUCAGCAGCGUUGCUCUCACACACACACUCUGGCGGCGGGCUCCACGACGCUCGCCCUCACACACAAAAUCGGAGGUACAUACAAUCUCUGAAAAAAAAAACUUUUUAAAGCGGACGCCAGCGUUUCGGUUCUCAUUUCGUUGAAACGGUGAAACGGUAAAGAACCUGUGUCGCUUGUCGGAUAGAAGCAGCGAUUUCCGCCGUUCAGCAAAAAUAGCUUUAUUUUUCUAUCAAAAGUGUGUGCAUCAGUGUGUGUGUGUGUGCAUCAGAAGAGAUCAUUUGCCAAAAAGCAAGGAAGAAGAAGCAGCUGAAAAAAAAUACAUAAACGCAAAAGAAAGAAAAGUGCAAAGCGAAAGUUGUGAUUGUGCAGCAUCCGCCUUCUCGGUCAAGUAACGGUAACGCCUCCCCCUCAAAGCCUUCGUCGCCGUCGCCGCUCUCUCUCUCCUCUCUCUCUUCCGCCAACACAUUCCACCGAAAGCGAAAAGCGCGUGUGUGUUUAUGUGUGUGUGCGUGUGAUUUCCUAAAGCGAUUUCCAUUUCAAUAUUUUUAAUUUUCAAUAAAUUGUGUUCGGACAUUGGCCAGAUGUGUUUAUUAAAUGAUUGCGCACACUGUAUGUUAUUAUGGCCUUAUUGAAUAAACUCUUCUUCCCGUCGGCACCAACACCACCAGCAGCAGCGGCAGCUACAGCAACAACAACAACAUCUGCGGCAACGUUAAUUAAUAGCCAAACAACAGCACCCACAUUGCCGGCACGUACAAAUCACGCCUCUGCUGCGGUCGGCGUUGCUGCCACCCCCUCAGUCGGCGGCGGCAAUAGUUCGUCGUCCGCAAAAGCUACAAAACAAACUUCGCGAAAUUAUCUAAGUCGAUUCCCUUUCGAGGGCAGCCAGGUGCGGGUUCUGCUCUACAAAGAGGAUGACAGCCGGCGGCUGCUCUUCGACUCGAACGCCCUGCAGAAGGUGACCCACAGGGACGCUUCGUCAACCACAUCAGCAUCGGCAUCCACAGCCUCCUCCUCCUCAUCCGCGGCGGUGAGUGGCGGCGGGGGAAAGUUCCUUAAAAACGAAAAGUACACAUCGCUGCAAAAUGGCAAGAUUCAGGCCAAGGCACAUUCCACCAAUGGCAGCAACUUUAUCGAAGUGUGUGCCGACUAUGGCUUCAAGCACAAUCGGCCGACUGGUGACGACAUCACCCCGCUGGGCGAGAUGGUGUUUGGAUCGCUGCCGAUGUCCUUUUGCGGCACGGCCCUGAAGGUUCACUGGCUGCCGGAACCGGCCCGCAUCCUAUGCUCUCAGGUCUAUCUGACGCCAACGAAUAAUGGAGUGUCCGGAUCUCGGGCGGAUCACUCGCCCUACUCCACUCUGUCCACCGGCAGCCUGGCGACACCUCGCACCUCCAUCUGCAGCGAGCACGGCUCCAUGGACGGGCUGUCGAUGAACUCGUUCUCGAUGCCAUUCAGCGUCAGUGUGGGCCGUCAGAUGAGCUUGACGCCACCGCUGGAUGUGCCUGCGGCGCCGGCGGAUCAGCAGUCGCUCUCCAUCCACUCGGUCGACUCCAGUGGCCCGCGAUUCUCCUCCACGUACAGCACGGCCACGGAUUCGGGCUACUCCGCGAGUGGAAGUGGCAGUGCAGCUGGCGGGGAUCAGUGGUCGUACCAGUACUCCUCCACGCGCAGCAGCCUGGGCAGUGUCCUGUCCGAUCAGUCGGAUGCACUGCGAAAACUGAGCGUAGACUCGGCCUGCUACUCCGGCUCCUCGCCCUACCUAGACGGAUUUGCCAGCGAUGGCUGCCUGCAGCGACGAAUCUCGCGCAACCUGCGCACCUCAUUCGAGAACGAGCAUUCCAAGAACGAUUUUAUCGGCUUCCUCAGCGACAACUACCCCAUAGUACCGGCAGCUGGGGGAGUGGGCGCCGGCGGCGGGAGCGAGGGCGGUGGCAUGGCUCCGCCGCAGUACCGACGAGCCAGCUACAGCGCGAAUGAGACGCGCAGCAAUCCGGAGAUGGGCAGGCGGCAGGCCAAUCUCCGCCGACGGGCCAAGCUCGGCCUGGCCGUGUGCAUUUCGAUGAGCGAGUCCUUCGAGGAGGAGAUGGAGCUCUUCUGCAGCGAGCACAUUGCCCUGCUCGAGUCCAUGCUCAGCCGGCUUAGGGCCAGCACGGAACAUGCCUACAUUAAUCACAAGAACUUCUUGCAGAUCAUGUUUCAGGCCUGGCAGGACACACAGCAGUGGUUCAGCGAUCUCUUCACCGCACCGCGCAUCAAGACCCCCGUCUGGCUGAGCAUCACCACCAGCGGCAGCAAGUACUCCAAGACGGUGGCCGAGCGAUUCAUCAAGGAACUGUGCGACCUGCUCUCCUUUGCCGACACCAAGGACUCCAACUUCUUCAUUAGCACCAUGCUGACGGGAAUCCUCACGCACCACCUGGGCUGGGUGGCCACAGUGUCGGCAUUCAACAGCGCGGGUCGCCGGCGAUCGGAGAUCUCCUCGUCGGCUUCCUCGGCGGCCAUCGAGCAGCGGGCGAAGCUGCAGCAGGUGGCCCAAAAGCAUCCCUACAACGCCCUGUGGGCGCAGCUCGGGGAUCUGUACGGCGCCAUCGGGAUGCCGCCCAAGCUGGCGCGCACCAUUGUGUGUGGGGCGGAGAAGCUCUGGGUGGAGAAGCUACUCAACGUGCUCACGUACUUCAUUCGGUGCAGCGAGGUGCGUCGUGCCGCCAAACGGGAGGACUUCAACAAGCAGCUGAUCAACGACCUGGUCUCCCAGAACCAGAAUCAGAGCCAGCAGGGCAGCCAGGAGCGCCACAAGAGUCCGCCAACUCAAAUGCGAGGACUUAGCCGAGCCGCCACCUGCAAACAGAACCUGAACGCCAUUGCCGACGACUGCGACACCGAAAACGACCUGAACGAGUACGGGCUGGAGGGGGAGCUGGUGAUAGACUCCGGCGAUGGGAUGCAGACCCUGAAGAAGAACGAGAUUCCCACUGUGCUGGCCUUCCGGGACUCGCACUUUGUGCAGCAGGAGCUGCGAAUCGGUAACUAUCUGAUGGACACGGGAAUUGAAAAGAAAACCCUGCUGGCGCGGCAGGCGCAGCAGUACUUUCACACGGGAAAGGACGGCCGGAUCCGUUUGACCGUGACCACGCCGGACAAUGUGGAACUGUGCAUGGAGGAGGACCAGUCGAGCGGCACCACCGGUUCCGUGGGCACUGGCUCCGUGGACGAUGGCGCCAUCGAGGCCAUCGAGUUUGAGGAGAACGAGGAAGCGCCGCCCAAGAAGAACAUAUUCUGGAACAUGGCAAGCGUUAAGGAAGGUCUGAGCCUCAGUGACUUUGCCAAGUUGCAGCAAGGCAUCCGUAUCAUCAACCGAAAGUUGGAUCGCCGCUGCAGCAGCUACUCGGUGGAGGGGAUACCGGAUCAGCUGAUCAAGGCACCAGCAGGGGACUUUGAGCCUCUGACCCACGAGCGACGGGCCUCGCACCUGUCCCUCUCGGAUCUUAUAACCCAGAACAGCAUGGGCAAGAGCGAUCGCAUGACCUGGGGCAUCGAGCCCAUCAAGGAGAACGUGAGUUUGGAGGAGCAGAUCCACUUCGACCACUGCCACAAGCUCAUAGAGCGGGAGCACGGCAUCUGCCGGCAACAAUCCGCCGACAAUGGCAAUGGCGUGGUGUUCGUUCUGGGCGACAAUGAGCCGUUGAUCAACUUGAAGAAGAGCAGCGAGGAUCUCAGUGCGGAUCAGGAGGCCAAGCCGACCACUCUGGUGCUGUGUGCCCAGCACCAGCGCACCCACGACAACAAAAAGCACUCCGGCAUGAAGUUCAACUUUGAGCAAUAUCCCCAGAUCGCCACCAACUACAUGAAGAGUAAGAACCUUGUGAUGUCCAACUACGACCUGCUGAUGGAUAAGGCCACCAAGCUGGAGGCUAGCGAAGCGGCGGCUCUGAAGGGAAGCGACAGCACUGCCACGCUGGCAGCCAGCAGCAGUUCCACAGCUGCCCUGCCUCCCAAUCCGGCCACCCCCAAUGCCACGCCGGCCAGCGGCGAAAGAUGUGUAAUCUGCAGUAGUGCCACCUGGAACCAGACGCCCUCCAACGCCACCGAACUGGAGUUCGAGACGGACGAAGUUCACUGCUACAGCCAAAGCGGCAACUCCAGCUCCAUGGCAUUGCAGUCCGUGAAUUCGGCCGCCUCCAUUGAUACCCUCAAGUCGGCGGUGACGGUGGAGCCGCAGAGUCCGACGAUUCCCAGUCAGGUGCAGACCACGUAUGUGCGCAAGCAGCAGCCCAAGAGGGUGCCCUCGGGACGUAGUUCUGUCUCCUCAGUGGCCGCAAAGUGUGCGGCCGUAAAUGUGACACAGCAACUGCUGAAGCUACCAGUUCCUGGCAUCAAGGAGCUGCCGCAGGACGACGAUUCGCCAGGUGAUCAGUUGAGGGCGGGCUUCAUUCCAUCGCUGUUGCUCAGUGUCAGCGAUCACUACGUUUCAGACAUGGUCCUGCAGGGCACCUGUGCUCCGCCCAACAAGUGGGAGAUGGACCUCCGCGAGGACCUGGCACUGGCAGCACGCUCCGCCUCACUCAUCUCGCAGCCGGCGGAGAACAUAGCCAUUGUGGCGGACAUGGACAAGUGGGAUGUGCGUCUCAUCUCCUCGCAAACCCAACAGUUCCCAUAUGCCGGCGGCCAGAGCUCGCCGGUGGGCAUGUCGCAGCUGGUGUCCAGCAUGCUGGAGACAGUCCAGGCCAUGCACGCUGGCGGAAUACCAGCCUAUGAGUGUCUAUCGUUUCUGGAAUCAAAGCUCCAGGAAAUCUAUCUUCAAUCGGAGACACUGGCAGCCUUCCUGCUGGAAACGGAUCCCUGCCGACUGAGCGACAUCACGACGCCGUUGCAGCUCUCCGAGAACGAUGUGCCGCUAUUGCUGUCCAUCGCCUACAUACAUACUCCCAAGAUCAGUCGCAAGUGCGGCAUUAGCUUCAGAUGACAAGCCAAGACAUUGCCAAACAUCGAACCAUUUUGAAAACUGAACCAAUCCUCAUCCAACCAGCUCAUGCAUCAUCCCAAAGCAAAACAAGCAAAUACUCCAGCGAAUUUUCAUUUCACUGAUUUGUGAUAUAUAUUUAUACGUGUAUGAAUCUAGCGCUUAAAAGCAGGAUAAAUUAGUGAGCCAUAGCUUAGCCUUAGCCAUCGAAAUCCCCAUACCACAUACCACAUA